GCGGCCAGCCAGCAUUAGCAGCGAGGCGACGCCAGUGUUCGCAACUGACUUGUGUCGACCGGAGGUGUACGGCGCUGCUCUUGCCAUUCCCUGACACUGAGGCGCCCGUUGUGUGAGUGUGUGCGCGCGUGCAUGUUACCGAGUUUUUCCUUGUGAAACCUCCCCGUCGAAGUCAUUCCCCUAAAUACCUUUUCACACACACGAUCUCGUUUUUACUCCGUUAUUCCUGCUCAACAAGUGCCAUUUUCUUUGACGAGAAGUCGUAGGCCGUGUCCCUCUGUGGAACUUUGAAAAGUAAACUUUUCUCAACGAAAGAAGAAAGAAAACCGCCCUCAGAAGUUCCCUGACACUAACAAGUCGAGGGAGGAGACAUACAGGGAAUUUCUGCCACCAUCAGCGCUGGAGAAACAAUAGAUUCUCAUCCCCCUCCGAAGUACUCUUCAUUGGUCUCAAGAUCGUCGGAGCACCAGCCUCCGUUGCUGCUCCGUCGAACCCAGUGAUCUCCUUUGCAUCGAAGCGGUCACCUCAGACCACAAUGUUGUAACAGAUCAACACUGACCCAAUCAACACCUAUCCUGGAACAUUCAGGUUCAUCGUCAUUUAGUCUCAUAGUUUAUAAAUCAAGAGCAGAGAUGGGUGGCGCUAUUGGAAUGUGGGCGCGACAGGUACUGCUAGCCGUUUUGGGCGUGUGGGCGCUAACGUCCGCCAAGCUGGUUUACGUCGAGGAGAAUCUGCCCUUGCCCGGCGUAGAAGCGCCUCCUGGGUCUCCCUGGCCACUGCCGAAGUCCUGGAGUCCUUCCCUGGAGCAGGUGACGAUAAACCCGGCCACCUUCGAAAUAGUGGCGAACCUCACCGGAUGUGACAUCAUCGAUGCGGCAGUGCACAGAUACAAAAGCCUGACCUUGAUUGACCCACUGGGGGCCAGCGAUCCGGACCUUCCAGAGCUGACGACCUUGCAUGUUAUUGUGACGUCAGGAUGCGACCACACUCCACAUCUCAAUAGCGACCCUAAUUAUGAAUCGUAUGUCUUAGAUAUAGCCGUUGUGGGCGGGGUCCAACCAGAAGGCGAAGACGAAGAGCCCGUCGAAGGGAAGGAGAGACUCGGGGAGGGCGUGGCGUCCAUUAUGGCCAGUACAGUAUGGGGCGCCCUCAGGGGCCUGGAGACCUUCUCCCAGCUCGUACACCUCACAGAACCUCAACAUGGACAGGUACCAACGCCAGAGCCUUAUCAGCCCAUGUACCGCCUAAACGUUACUAGAAUCGAGGACGAACCCAGAUUCCCGCACAGAGGUCUACUCCUGGACACCGCCAGACAUUUCCUUCCAAAGGAUAUCAUGCUCAAGGUCCUGGAUUCCAUGGCGUGGAAUAAGUUGAACGUCCUCCACUGGCAUAUCGUAGACGACCAGAGUUUCCCCUACGAGUCGAGGAUCUUCCCGAACUUGACACAGCAUGGAGCGUACACUCCUCGACACGUUUACACUCAAAAGGACGUAGAAGACCUCGUGGAGUAUGCCCGGUACAGGGGCAUUCGCGUCAUACCCGAAUUCGAUACCCCAGGACAUGCUCAAGGCUUUGGGAAGGCCUUCCCUCAUCUUUUAACCCCCUGUUUUGGCGAUGGGAGGACAGCUGGAACUCCUCAUUAUCCUUAUCAUGCAGCUUAUGAGAACUUCGAUCCCACCAACCCACAAGUAUACGAGUUUCUGAAAGCCUUCUUGGUGGAUUUGAAACACACCUUCGUCGACGGAUACAUCCAUCUUGGACUGGACGAGGUCUUCCUGCCCUGCUGGUCGAGCUCUCCAGUCGUGAGGGCCUUCAUGGCCCGCCACAACUACACAGAGGUGAGGCAAGUGGAGCAGCACUACGUGGAAAAGGUUCUGGAUCUGGCCCAACUGACGCCUAUCAACUACGUCACCUGGCAGGACCCGGCUGACAGAGGAGUUCAGAUGGCCAACACCAGCGUCGUUCAAGUCUGGAAGGACGAGUCUUUGGCCCCCAACAACAUGAAAGGAUGGCGCGAGUACGUUCACGACCUGACGGAGAGAGGCUAUCAGGUCAUCCUCUCCUCCUGCUGGUACAUCAACUACAUCACCUAUGGACCAGAUUGGAGGAACUUCUACAAGUGCGACCCCACUGAUUUCCAAGGAACAGAGGAGCAAAAGAAGCUAGUGUUGGGAGGUGAAGCAGCAAUGUGGGGUGAAUACGUCGAUGCAACCAACCUCUUGCCUCGACUUUGGCCCAGAGCCUCUGCAGCAGCCGAGAGAUUGUGGUCCCUCCCUCUGGCAGAAGCCCCCUCAGUAGAAGACGCUGCCUUCAGACUAGACCAGCACCGCUGCAGAAUGCUAAGACGCGGUAUUCCUGCACAACCAAUUCUCAACGGCUUUUGUGGGGAGUGGGAAAUCCCUCAAGCUAUAGAAAUGUCUACACCUCCACCACCUACAACACCAUCCACAUCUUCCACAAGCACUACUACAACUACCACAACAACAACACCAUCCCCUCCAACUACUGCUUCCACUCAACCACCUGCACCACCAUCUCCUGAGACUUCAGCCACAACUACGACUGCGACACCCCAGGCAACACCCCAACCAGCUGUAGCAGCUCCAUCUCAAACUGCUGACUCUGCUGUACCUCAGGAAAACCAGCAACCGGAUCAGAAUAAUCAGCCUGCAGCAGCAGCAGCAGCAGCACCAGAACAACCAGCCCAACCUGUUGAUGCUUCUGUUCCUGCUCCUGCGCCUGUGGCUCCUGCUGUUCCAGAAUCUGUGCCUGAAAUUGUGACUACUGCAGCUGUUCCAAGUCCUCCAGUAGCACCUUCGGAUGGUGCAACGAACACCAUGGUUCAAGAUACUCCAGCUGCUGGAGGUGCCGCCCCUCAAGAAGUACCCACUGCAAACGAGGCCCCUGCCCCCCAGGCUUCAUGAAACUAAUGCUUGUGAUAUAAUAGCAUGUCUGUGACCGCUUAGUCUGUCUUGUUCAUAUACGUUCAUGUGCUAAUGGAAAAAUUGCCUGUUGGAUAGACGUUCAGAACUGUGGAACCAGAGGGAUUUGACCGUUUCAAAGUUGAUUUUGAGUCACUGGAAAAGUAAAGAUGUGUUCAUUGCAUUGCACUUUUGCAAAGUGUUAUGAACAUGAUGCCUUAUUCAUUGAUAAAUAUUUGUUCGCUUUUUAUUCUAUUUGUAACUUGGAAGCAGAGGUAAAAUGGUAUUGAUACGCUGAUAGACAGUUGUCUGUUGAUCCAUUAGCUCCCAGCAGAUUGUGAUAAAUAUAGACCUAGUAGAGAUCCUCCUCAAAAUGUUAUAUCCUCGAGUAUCCUCUUCAGGAAGAAGAAGAAGAUACUACUGCAUAUUGUCGAGCCGCGGCGGAUGGAUGGGAUCAGAACCUAUUCACACCUGGCAUAUAAACCAGAUUAUAUUUCAAAACUAUGUCAGCUGUCUCUGAAGUUCUUCAUGCCCACUUAUUCUUUCUCAUUCAUUCGACUUAUUUAAUUAAAAAUAAAAUUCAACAUUUUAUAUAAAAAAUAAAAAAAAUUAAUGUAAUUUUUUUACAUAAAUGCUUCUCUUGUAGCUUAUGGGCCCAUGGAAACAAGGAAAAAAGAUGUGCUAAAUAUCCGAAAAACAUAUCGUUGCAUUAUCAUCAUCACCUUAGUUGUUAUUAUUAUUAUUAUCAUCAUAUGUAUGAGGAAUUUACUCUGUCAAUAUAAGUAUUUUUAAGUAUCUAUUCUCAGAUAUGUUGAGUAAGUUUCUCCAGCUUGUUCAUAUACCUACUCAGAAGAAUGAGUGUAUAUUGUGAAAUGGUGCACAUUUUUAUUUUGUACUCGUGUGUCUUGGAAUUUUGUCCAGAGGUUGAGAAAAGGACCAGCGGUAAAUAAAGCAGUAUGCCAAAUGCAUCGCGGGACAGCUGAGUCGCGUGAUGCGUCUUUCCCUUGUCCCAUACGCGAAUGGUUCACGAUCGACUUUUGAUUGAGAAUCAUUCCUCUCUCAAUUAUGUUAAUUGUUGUGUUUUUUAUAUCAAGGUAUUUGUGCAUUAAUUAUUAAACUCACUGAAUCUUCA
Macrobrachium nipponense is the source of this 4053-nucleotide messenger RNA. RefSeq names its product beta-hexosaminidase subunit alpha-like. The coding region runs from base 633 to 2924 and encodes 763 amino acids. Gene Ontology annotation, molecular function: beta-N-acetylhexosaminidase activity. The transcript is spliced from 14 exons. Gene Ontology annotation, biological process: glycosaminoglycan metabolic process; ganglioside catabolic process; carbohydrate metabolic process. The record is from RefSeq and is a predicted model, not a curated record. Lineage: Eukaryota; Metazoa; Arthropoda; Malacostraca; Decapoda; Palaemonidae. Gene Ontology annotation, cellular component: lysosome; membrane.